AUGUCUUUGUUAAAUGCGUCCUUUGUGGACGCCAUUCGCAUCACGCCUGAAGGCAACAACAAGUAUAGCGCUCAUCUCCAUCGCGAUUGGUGCAUUGGAACUGGUACCGAUUACCUCCCCCCCCCGUCCUCCAUCUCCAUCUCCUAUGGUAUAUUUCACUAUACCAGCGAGAAAAAAAAACGUUUCCACGAUACUGACCAACAUGUGAUUUCCCAACCCUCUCCAGUCCCCCAUGGAGGCUACACCGCUGCUCUUCUCUACAAUCUCGCCCUGACACACUUUGCCCACGCCCACCCCAAACAAUACGAUGCCCCCGCCACGCCCAUCUCCCUCCAACUUUCCUUCCUCCGGCGCACAGCCGCCGGCCCCGCCAUCCUCCACGUCCAAGAUGUAAAGAUCGGUCUCCGCACCAGCACCAUCCACGUUCAACUCCUCCAACCCUCCGAAAAAGCCCCCGACCAGCUCGCCGUCAACGUCGCCGGCUACAUCACCGUCAGCCCGCCCUCCGCUGAAGUCGAUCUGGCCGCGCUCGCGCGCACCGGCCACGACGGCGCAUGGACGAAAUUGGACCCGCCGUAUGCGGAUUUCCGCCGCGCCGCGUCCCAGCUGGAACUGUACGGGCCGGGCAAGGGCCAGACGCAGCAGCAGCGCACGGGGACCAUGGCAAUUGACCAGUGGGCGCGGUUCCGACCCGGUGGCGAGGCGAGUGGGCGCUGGACAGACGCCGCGGUGGUGUAUUUGCUGGAUAUGUUCCCGAUGGCGUUGGAAGGGUUUGAUACCAUGUCCGCGACGGCGGUGGCCAAGGAGAAAGGCGAGCCGGUGCCCGAGUCGAUGGCGAAUUUCUGGUAUCCGACGGUGACGCUGAAUAUUGAUAUGAAGAAGCGGUUGCCGCGGGAGGGGGUGGAGUGGUUGUAUAGUCGGGUGGUCACGAAAGUGGUGCGGGAUGGUCGCACGGAUCUGGAGGUGACGGUGUUGGAUGAGAAGGGGGAGGUGGUGGCGCUGAGUACGCAGGUGGGCUUGGUGGUGAGUGCGAGUCGCAAUCUGGGGUCGAGAAAGUGGCAGAAGUUGUAA
Penicillium oxalicum is the source of this 1071-nucleotide messenger RNA. Its product is annotated as thioesterase family protein. The transcript has 2 exons. The record is from RefSeq and is a predicted model, not a curated record. The coding region runs from base 1 to 1071 and encodes 356 amino acids. NCBI's taxonomy places the organism in Eukaryota, Fungi, Ascomycota, Eurotiomycetes, Eurotiales, Aspergillaceae.